AUGGCGGCCUCGACGAAGGAGUCCCCUCGCGCUGCCAACACCCCCUCUGGCGCACAGCAGUCUGUGAAGUCUGCCGCGGAUCGCAAGACCGCCCGCGAGCCACGCCGAUCCACCAACCACGACCGGCGCACCUCGUGGCCGCAGACGCCCGCCUCUCCUCCCGCGCUCGCCAAAACGCCCCUCGAUCCUCUCUCACAGAGCAAGGAAAACAAGCAGAAUGGCACGGAGCAACAGCGCAGCCACAUGCGGAGUGCGUGGAGGUGCUCCCUCCUCACUCUGGCCACCAGCGCAUGCUCCAUCCUGCUCCUUCUCACCAUCGUCCAUUCUUUCCUGCACCGCCAACAAGACCCCAAAGGAUGCGCCAUGUCCUACAUGAGCCCCAUGUUCACCCGCUUCACCGACUUUGACACCGAGCACACUCGCUUCGCCAGCAAAUAUUCCCUGUACCUGUACCGAGAAGGGGGCGUGCACGAAGACAAUCGCCUCAAGGGAAUCCCCGUCCUCUUCAUCCCGGGCAAUGCUGGCAGCUACAAACAGAUGCGGCCCAUCGCUGCCGAGGCGGCGCAUUACUUCCACGAUGUCUUGCGCCAUGAUGCUGCUGCUCUGCACAACGGCAAGCGCCCACUCGACUUCUUCACCGUUGACUUCCACGAGGAAUUGACGGCCUUUCAUGGCCAGACUCUUCUGGAUCAGGCAGAGUACCUCAACGAGGCCAUCGCCUACAUCCUCGCCCUCUACCUCAACUCCGACAGGUCACUGCGGGAGCCUGGGCUGCCUGAGCCCAAAUCCGUCAUCAUCCUCGGCCACUCCAUGGGCGGCGUUGUCGCGCGCACUAUGCUCCACAUGCCGAACUACCAGCUGAACACAAUCAAUACGAUCAUCACGCUGUCCGCGCCGCACGCACGCGCGCCCAUCUCUUUUGACGCGGAUAUGGUGUCCACGUAUCAUGAGAUCAAUACCUUCUGGCGCGACUCCUUCUCCGCCAUCUCUCCCGCACGGAAUCCACUGGCGGACGUCACGCUGGUCUCGGUCGCGGGUGGCGGGCUGGACACGAUGAUUCCUUCCGAGUACUCCAGCAUCACCUCCCUUGUGCCCGACACUCACGGCUUCACAGUCUUCACCUCGAGCAUACCAAACGUCUGGACCGGCAUGGAUCAUCUUGCGAUCAUGUGGUGUGAUCAAUUCCGGAAAGCGCUCGUCAAGGCUCUCUUCGAUGUCGUUGAUGUGCGAAGACCUGCGCAAACCGGUGCGCAACCUGACCGCGUCGCCGCGCUUCGGCGGCGACUUUUGACCGGGAUGGAGCGCGUGGUGGACCAGACUGCACUGCAUCAGGAUCCUACCUUGUUCUUGACGCUCGAACACAGCUUCACCACCAUGAUGGCGCACGGCGAGCGACUGCAACUUCGUUCGAUCGGUGAGGCCGGGCUCACUCGGGCACACGUCAUGCCAGUCCCGAGCCAGCUUUCUGCCGAGGGCGGCAAGUUUACCUUGCUAACGGACCAGACACUCGGUGUCGGAAACGACGAUGCACCCAUUUCAGUCUUCCUUUGCAGCGUUUCCCCUCCGCCUUCGGGAGCAUCCAUCCUCACCUUUGCCAUGAAUCACGACACCGAGGGUGGCGGCGUUGGCUCGACUCGGCUUGCUUGUAAGAAUGCAGCUGCGGACGUCUCCCUUUUGCCGGCUUCCACAAACGAGUCCACGAACGCCUUUGGCCCCGCCAAGCCGUUCUCCUACUUGCAGUAUAAUGUCGCCGACCUGUCGGACACUCAGUUCGUAGCGGUCGUCGAGAAUGCUUCGGAGCCUUUACCCGGCUGGCUUAUUGCCGAAUUCACGACUGCUUCCGACUCGACCAUCACCAUCAGCAAAGGCCAUCACCAGAUCCUGAUGAAUGGGCUGCGCCGAAAGUUACCCGCAGACCGGCCAAUGAUGAUGGAGGUGAAGAUUCCGGAGGUCCACGCCACGCUCUUCGCCUAUCGUUUCGAGAUCGAGCGCAGGCAAUGUCGACACAGCGAAAGCUUCGCACCGCUGUUGCGGCAGUAUAUCCAAGAGCCCUACGAGUCGAAGUACUUUGUCAAUGCUCGAGCGGGCAAUAUCAACGUGCAUGGCAUUUCACCGUACAUGCCUCCUCCACUCAGCGGCGGUGGCGCGAGCGAGGGCCUCUCCUUGCAAUUCUGGACCGAUCCCGCGUGCAACUCCACCAUGCGAAUCUCCAUCCACGUGGAUGUACUGGGCAGCGCCGGAAAGCUUGUCAUGCGCUACCGCGCGGUCUUUGCCGCCUUCCCUGUGCUCGUUGUCGCCAUUGUCCUGCGCAAGCAGUUCAAGGUCUACGACACCACCGGGGUGUUCAUGAGCUUCUCGCACAGCAUGGACCAGUGUCUGCGCACAUCCCUCCCCACCAUCUUCACCGCCCUGACCUUUCUCGGGGUUGCAUUCUCCAAAGCGAGUAAAGGGCCGUGGACAGCCAACUGGCUGAACAGUGCAACCAGCAGCACUGCCGAACACGCCAUCGAUUUCACGACGAAUGAUCUUCUACUGGGCAAUUCCGAUCCGUUUUUCUGGUUUUUGGUUCCCUUGUUUGGCCUUAUUAGCGUCGGCAUUUGCAUCGCGGUCAACUACAUCGCGCUGACCUUGCUACAUCUCUUUGCGAUCGCAUACUCGCUCAUCCACCGCUGGACAUCGCGCUCCGACGAUCCUCGAAAGCCCGCAACCACUAAUUUCGCUUCUUCGACGACGCAGCAACGCUUCAUGACCAUUGGGGUCCUGCUGUUGCUGGUCAGUACAAUAAUUCCCUACCAAUGGGCGUACCUGGUCCUCUGCUUUGUGCAAAUCAUCACCUGCACCCGUGCCCUCCGGACCGCGCGAGAAACGCAGUCGGGCCACAACUCCAACUUUUACAACUACACCCAUGCGAUGCUGGUCGUCAUGCUCUGGAUUCUGCCGCUCAACAUGCCCGUGCUGAUCGUGUGGAUCCACAACCUCGCCGUCCAUUGGUUUUCCCCUUUCUCCACGCAUCAUAACCUUGUUUGCAUCCUGCCGUACAUCCUUCUCGUCGAGACGAUGAGCAUGGGCAAUAUGGUGCCUCGUCUGACCAGCCGCGCUCGCUACCUCACCAACACCCUCAUCUUUGGACUGGCGCUCUACGCGGCCAUCUACGGCGUCACGUACGCAUAUCGCCUGCAUUACCUCGUGAACGCCCUGUGCGCGUGGCUAUCCCUCAUCCAUUUGUCUAAUGGACCGCUCUCGCUGGCGAGGCUUUCCCAGUACCUGCCCGGGUCGGGGAACACUACGAAGAAGAGGCCAUGA
This is a messenger RNA of Neohortaea acidophila, 3303 nucleotides long. RefSeq names its product PGAP1-like protein-domain-containing protein. NCBI's taxonomy places the organism in Eukaryota, Fungi, Ascomycota, Dothideomycetes, Mycosphaerellales, Teratosphaeriaceae. The transcript is spliced from 2 exons. Gene Ontology annotation, molecular function: phosphatidylinositol deacylase activity. Gene Ontology annotation, cellular component: endoplasmic reticulum. The record is from RefSeq and is a predicted model, not a curated record. Bases 1 to 3303 code for a protein of 1100 amino acids. Gene Ontology annotation, biological process: GPI anchor metabolic process; endoplasmic reticulum to Golgi vesicle-mediated transport.